GACUGUGGCUGUGUUAUGUGUGCCAUGGACUCAGCCCAGUAAUAUUGACAAUAGGGUUGAAAAGAGAUCGCCCGUAUUAAACGGAAUCAAAAGGAGAAAAUAGAAGAAAACACGGGGUUGCGCUGCAAGUGGGCGAAUCUGGCAGCAAGCGGGGCAUGUGAUUCGGUCCGCUCAGUCCUUUUAUGCACUCGUGUUCGGCUGUUAAUGGGACGCGGGGGAUUAUUUCGUUAGAAGAUAAACGGUACUGGGCUCGGCUCUGUGAAAGGCCAGGAUCGCCCGUUUCGUGGUGCUGUGUCCGCCGAGAGAGGCCGAUCGGACUGGACCGAGACGCUGCAGAGGGAACACCGUUGGACAGGAUCGCUCCUCACCGCUGUAUCCGCUCCAGAACCCCGAGGAUCAAGCAGGGCUAUGUCCUCAGCAGCCACCACGCCUCCAUCAGUGGACAAAGUGGACGGAUUUUCCCGGAAGUCUGUCAGGAAGGCCAAGCAGAAACGGUCGCAGAGCUCCUCGCAGUUCCGGUCUCAGGGCAAACCCAUCGAGCUCACCCCGCUGCCCCUUCUGAAAGAUGUCCCAGCACCAGAGCAGCCAGAGCUGUUCCUGAAGAAGCUGCAGCAGUGCUGCACUGUGUUUGACUUCAUGGACACGCUGUCGGACCUCAAGAUGAAGGAGUAUAAACGCUCCACGCUCAAUGAGCUGGUGGACUAUGUCAUGGUCAGCCGGGGCUACCUGACAGAGCAAGCCUAUCCGGAGGUGGUCAAAAUGGUGUCCUACAACAUAUUCCGGACCUUACCGCCCAGUGACAGUAAUGAAUUUGACCCAGAAGAGGAUGAACCAACGCUUGAGGCCUCCUGGCCACAUUUACAGCUCGUGUACGAGUUCUUCAUUCGCUUCUUAGAGAGUCAAGAAUUCCAACCCAGCAUUGCCAAAAAGUACAUAGACCAGAAGUUUGUAUUGCAGCUCCUGGAGCUCUUUGACAGCGAAGACCCUCGUGAGAGAGACUACCUGAAGACAGUCCUGCACAGAAUUUAUGGGAAGUUUCUUGGGUUGCGGGCUUUUAUACGAAAACAAAUCAAUAAUAUUUUUCUACGUUUUGUUUAUGAAACUGAGCACUUCAAUGGUGUAGCAGAGCUGCUGGAGAUCCUGGGAAGCAUCAUCAAUGGCUUUGCCCUGCCAUUGAAGGCUGAACACAAACAGUUCCUGGUCAAGGUGCUCAUCCCCUUGCACACUGUCAGGAGCCUGUCCCUCUUUCACGCACAGCUUGCUUACUGUAUUGUACAGUUUCUGGAGAAGGACCCAACUCUAACAGAACCAGUCAUCAGAGGUUUGCUGAAGUUCUGGCCGAAAACAUGCAGUCAAAAAGAGGUCAUGUUCUUGGGGGAGCUGGAGGAAAUCCUGGAUGUAAUUGAGCCCACGCAGUUUGUUAAGAUUCAGGAGCCCCUCUUCAAACAAAUCUCCAGAUGCGUCUCCAGCCCUCACUUCCAGGUGGCUGAGCGUGCCCUAUACUACUGGAACAAUGAAUACAUCAUGAGUCUGAUUGAGGAGAACUCCAGUGUCAUCCUGCCUAUCAUGUUUGCCAGUCUCUACCGGAUCUCCAAAGAGCACUGGAAUCCGGCAAUUGUGGCUCUUGUGUACAAUGUCCUGAAAGCCUUCAUGGAGAUGAACAGCACUCUGUUUGAUGAACUCACGGCCACCUACAAGUCAGACCGCCAACGUGAGAAGAAGAAGGAGAAGGAGAGGGAGGAGCUGUGGAAGAAGCUGGAAGACCUGGAGUUGAAGAGGGGCCUUCGGAGUGAUGGAAUCAUCCCCACUUAACACAGCGCCACCUACUGGAGGUGGAGCGACAGUCAUUUUUCCCUCUGUAUUGUGCGACUUACUUUACAAGUAGAUUGACACGUUUAUUCCAUUAUUUCAGCAGCACUGUAAAUAUCUUUUUCUUUUUCCUUAAAAUGGUAAUAAACAAAGAAAAAAACAAAAAGGAUGAAAAAAAUCUAAACAAGAAAAGGUAACCUUGGGAAAAGAGACUUGGUCUGUAGGACUUGCAUUGAACUCUUCUUUAAAAAAAAAUUAAAAAUGAAAACUAAAAAA
Molecule: messenger RNA, 2085 nt
Organism: Scleropages formosus (Asian bonytongue)
Lineage: Eukaryota; Metazoa; Chordata; Actinopteri; Osteoglossiformes; Osteoglossidae
Gene: ppp2r5eb
Product: protein phosphatase 2, regulatory subunit B', epsilon isoform b
Exons: 14
Coding region: 409-1812 (467 amino acids)
Biological process (GO): signal transduction; protein dephosphorylation
Cellular component (GO): cytosol; protein phosphatase type 2A complex; nucleus
Molecular function (GO): protein phosphatase activator activity
Source: RefSeq, a predicted model, not a curated record